This is a messenger RNA of Drosophila subpulchrella, 1275 nucleotides long. Its product is annotated as integrin alpha-PS4-like. Bases 1 to 1275 code for a protein of 424 amino acids. Gene Ontology annotation, cellular component: integrin complex; external side of plasma membrane. Gene Ontology annotation, biological process: cell-matrix adhesion; integrin-mediated signaling pathway; cell-cell adhesion. The transcript is spliced from 3 exons. Lineage: Eukaryota; Metazoa; Arthropoda; Insecta; Diptera; Drosophilidae. Gene Ontology annotation, molecular function: integrin binding. The record is from RefSeq and is a predicted model, not a curated record.
AUGUACCGCCUUCUGCUUCUCGUAUUUUUGGGACUUCGAUGCCAAAUCGAAGCAUUCAAUAUAUCGCCACAGCCGAUCAAAACAUUUUUAUAUCCGAACUCAAGCAAAACAGAACAUGGUCGUAGCUCCUACUUUGGAUACUCGCUCGUCAUUCGAGAGAAAAGUAUAAUAGUGGCAGCUCCUCGUGCGAAUUCCACCUUGCCCGAUCAGAGCAAAGUCAUCGAGCCUGGUGCGAUCUUCAGAUGCCUUUUCAACGACGGUAGCUGCACUUCGUAUGACGUAGAUACCAAGGGCAACCAUUAUGAAAAGGCAAGUACGGAUGUCCUCCGGGCCAAGGGCAAGGACUUUCAGUGGAUGGGCGGAUCGAUGGAUGGUGGCACUCUGGAUUCGGAUAGGUUCCUUGUAUGUGCCCCGCGAUUCUACAGUGCACAAGAGGUGACACAUGAUGGAUGGAAGUAUGAUUCCAAUACCACAACCGCAGCUAAUAUCUCCAUGAUUGGAAUCUGCUACUGGCUGAAGAACACAACUGAGGAGGAGCCGGAUGUCACGGAUAUCUGUCCAUUCGCCUUAAGAAAUAAACAAACUGAGACAAUUGGCGAAAACUCAAAGCCCUUUUAUCAAAUGGGGCAACUCGGACUCAGUGCACAUGUGUCGAAAGCCUCGACACUCGUAAUGGGAGCACCAGGAAUCGAUAUGUUUAGGGGAUCGGUGUAUCUAAAUCCAGAAAACCAGGUACCAGGUGGAGGUCGGAUGGUGCGUGACACGAGUAGAGCACAUCACCGCUAUAGACGGCACGUAUCGCAGCCAAACUGGAACCAAGAGGAGGACUCGUACUUUGGCUACUCCGUUAGCUCCGGCUACUUCGACAGCUCCAACCCCAAUAAACUGCUCUACGUGGCCACCGCUCCUCACGCCAACACUAAAUCCGGCGAGGCCUACAUCUUUGAAUAUCAAAAUGAAGGGAGGACCAUGCAAAACCACACCAAGUUCCAUGGCAUGCAGUUUGGCGAAUACUUCGGCUACUCUGUUUUGGUAGAGGAUCUUAAUGGAGACAGAAAGCCCGACCUUAUUAUAUCAGCGCCCCAGCACGCUCUGGAGGAUUCCUACGACAACGGGGCCAUCUAUGUUUUUACCAACAAGGGCUCUUUUCAUUUUGACCUCACGAUUAUUCAUUCGCCAGUGGGCAAUAAGGGUCGGUUUGGAACUACUCUAUCACAAUUAGGCGAUAUCAAUCAAGAUGGUUACAACGGUGGGUUAUUAACACACCUAUAUUAA